Molecule: messenger RNA, 2931 nt
Organism: Jatropha curcas
Lineage: Eukaryota; Viridiplantae; Streptophyta; Magnoliopsida; Malpighiales; Euphorbiaceae
Product: ankyrin repeat-containing protein At5g02620
Cellular component (GO): plasma membrane
Molecular function (GO): protein binding
Source: RefSeq, a predicted model, not a curated record
AGUAAAAGCAAAACUUACAAUUACUUCUUAAACAAAACUACAGUGGUGGUUGUUGCUGAUAUUUGCAAUGUGUCAGCUUCUGGGUUGCAAACAGAGGUUGGGAUUUGGUUUUCUCAGAAAAUCAAUUUCUGGGUUUUCAAAUUCGGGGAAAGUUUGAGUUUGGGAGUUCAUUUCCCAUCUCAAAAUCCAUGUUUUUGAGCUCAUUAAUAGGUAUUAUAUUUUUCAUUUCUGUGGUUUAGGAGUUCGUUGGUUUUCUUUAGCGAUAAAUUGGGCCUUGUGUUUGAUUGAUUAUCAGCUUGUCAGUGAUAAAGAAAGCGCCUUUGAAAUCUGCUGCCUGUACUCUUCAUUUUGGCUGAGAAAGAAAAUUGGAAACCCAAGUUUCUUCUGAGAUUGCUGGUGACUGUUUCUUAUAAGUUUGAUAACUGAGAUUUCAAGUAUACAAAUCUGCCUGAGCAUUUCAUUCUUGAUCAUGCUGAAACUGCAAGGAAUCAAGAUUUCGAGAAGUUACACAUAUCCAAUUAUGAUGUGCUAAUUAUUAGUGAUGUUUUGGGCAUGAUCAAGGAGAAGCAGAGAUAAUUAGUUUCUGGUUCUCUAAUUCAAAGAAUUAGGAUUUCAUUUUAUAAAAAGGAAACUCUUUGUGAAAAAAUUUAUUGAUAAUUCAGGGGGGUAUUGUGAACGAUGAUGGAGAAACAGAGCAGUUUUAAGGGAAGAAAAGUGGAGAAACAGGUAAGUUUUAAACAGAAAGUGAUUGAAAAACACCCCAGUUUUCGUGGGGGAAAUGAAAAUCAGUCGACGUCUGGAGGAGUGAUGGAAAGACACCCCAGCUUUCGUGGAGCGCUUGAGAAACAAAAAAGCUUUCGUGGGUUUUUGGAGAAACAGAAGAGUUUUCGCACUGUGAUGGAGAGGCAGCUCAGUUUUAUUGGUGGUGGAGAGAAAAAGAAGAACAAGGACUCACCUGGAAAGCGAGGUGACUCCCAGAUUCAUUUGGCAGCUCGAGCGGGGAAUUUGACUAAAAUUAGGGAGAUUCUUCAGAAUUGUGAAGGUAAUGAAGCAAAAGAUUUGUUGUCAAUUCAAAAUCAAGAAGGAGAAACUCCCCUUUAUGCAGCAGCAGAGAAUGGGAAUGUUGGAGUGAUUGUUGAGAUGUUGGGAUAUAUGGACCUGGAGACUGCAUCUAUUCCAGCUAGGAAUGGAUUUGACCCAUUCCAUGUUGCGACGAAGCAGGGUCAUCUAGAGGUGUUGAAGGAACUUUUGCAUGCAUUUCCCAACUUGGCGAUGACCACAGAUUUGACAUGUACAACUGCCUUACAUACAGCUGCCACUCAAGGUCAUAUUGACGUGGUGAAUCUCCUUUUGGAAACAGAUUCAAAUCUAGUUAAAAUUGCCAGGAAUAAUGGUAAGACUGCUCUCCAUUCGGCUGCAAGGAUGGGGCAUUUGGAAGUUGUAAGAUCGAUACUAAACAAGGAUCUGAGCACUGGCCAUAGGACUGAUAAAAAGGGACAAACUGCACUGCACAUGGCUGUAAAAGGUCAAAAUGAGGAAAUUGUGCUAGAAUUAGUAAAACCUGACCCCUCAGUUAUGUGUUUGGAAGAUAAUAAAGGAAACACGGCAUUGCAUAUUGCCACAAAGAAAGGCCGCACGCAGAAUGUACGUUGCUUAUUAUCGGUUGAGGGUAUCAAUAUCAAUGCAAUUAACAAGGCUGGAGAGACCCCACUUGACAUAGCAGAAAAACUUGAUAACCCAGAACUUGUGUCUGUCUUAAAGGAAGGUGGAGCUAUCAGUUCUAAAGAUCUUGGAAAACCGCGAAACGAAGCAAAGCAACUUAAGCAGACUGUCAGUGACAUAAAGCAUGAUGUUCAAUCCCAGCUUCAACAGACCCGUCAAACUGGCUUCAAGGUGCAGAAGAUUGCCAAGAGAUUGAAGAAGCUCCAUAUUAGUGGCCUCAACAAUGCUAUAAACUCUUCAACUGUUGUUGCUGUGCUCAUAGCUACAGUUGCUUUUGCAGCCAUUUUCACUGUGCCUGGCCAAUAUGUUGAGGAUAAAGAAGAAGGAACAUCUCUUGGGCAAGCCUACAUAGCUAAAAAUCCAGCUUUCUUAGUGUUCUUUGUGUUUGACAGCCUCGCAUUGUUCAUCUCUUUGGCUGUUGUCGUAGUCCAAACAUCUGUCGUCGUGAUUGAACAAAAGGCUAAGAAGCAGCUUGUAUUUGUUAUUAACAAACUCAUGUGGCUGGCUUGUCUCUUCAUUUCAAUUGCUUUCAUUUCUCUCACAUAUGUGGUGGUGGGUGAGAAGUCUAGGUGGCUUGCUAUUUACGCAACAGUCAUUGGUGGCACAAUCAUGCUCACAACAAUCGGCUCAAUGUGCUAUUGUGUGAUUUUGCAUAGAAUGGAAGAGUCAAGAUUGAGAAGUAUAAGGAAAGAGAGUCGAUCCCAUUCUUACUCUAUGUCAAUGGUGUCGGAGCAGGAAAUUUUGGACAGUGAAUAUAAGAGGAUGUAUGCGUUAUGAAAGAGAGAAAUGGACUGCAUAAGAAUAACUGGCUUUCUAUUCUUUUCGUCUAUGCUAUGAAAUAGUGCUAUGAUUCUAAUGCUCUACUGGCUAUGACAUUUUCAAGUAAGAAGUUGACCUCAAAGUGUUGCUUUACUCGAAUAAUAUGAUGAUAUGGAAGGAAGCAGUCUGGUUCAGCAAUCAAAAGGCAGCUUCUCAUCCUCACUUUUAUCGGACUUGUCAAGAAAAGCUCUGUUGACAGGUAAUCUGCUGUGAAUCUUCGCUUAGCUGUCUGAAUCUGAUUUACAAUUUUCUUGAAAGCAGGCAAAAGGUGUUGAUGCCUUAAGUGAUAUAUAGGUCUACUUGAAUUAUAUAUGUAUAAGGAAAUAUAGUGAAAUGAUCUUAUAAUCGAUCUAUGAAAGCUUUGGCUUACAUGGUAUUCGAUUCUCUCCA